AUGAUUUCGACAAAAUCGAAAAUUCAUCCAUGUCUUAAUUCGAUUGAAACAACUGUUCAUCAGCCAUUACAAAUCCGAACGAAUAAACAUCGGUGCUUCAUUUUUUGCGUCGAACAUACGUCACUAACAUGUGUGCCAGGAAUCGGAAAAAUGAAUGAACGUCUUUUAAAUCGAUCGGGGAUAUAUAACCUUUCGGCCCUCUAUGCGAAAUAUCGUUCGAUGAAGAAUUCUCAGCGAUUUAAACAAUGGCUGCAAGAUGAAAUCGGUUUUACGUCGUAUCAAGCGAAGAUGACAACAUGUGGAAUUAGUUCGAAAUUGGGAGACGUUCGGGAAGUGAAUACGGGCUUGACGCCAAUAUGUUGUUUGAGAAAAGGACACAAAAAUAAAAGAUUUAGAAGUAAAAAAUCAGAUGAUGAAGAAAAGAUAAACACGAAGAUCGAUCAUUCAUUACUUCAAGUCGACAAUUCGCCAGUAGAGCAGAAACCAAAUCUAAAGGGGAUUCUCGAGAACCAACUGAGUCAUUCUCCACAGACUUUGUCAAACAAUAUUGACUCAGAUAAAAUUGUAAAACGACUUGUUGAUAGCUCUGAAAAGAUUCCUGACGUUGUCAAACAAGACAUAAAUAAAUCGGACUCAGCAUUUACGACGAAUAACACGAUCAAAAAAAAGCCAGAUUCUCCAUCAGCUCAUGACAGCAAUAAAGUAAUGAACGAAGAAUCCAAUAAUAUAUCAUCGAUUAAUAACGAUAUACUCUUGAACAUGAAAUCGCCACUUGGUGGUGACAAUCUUUUGGAUCCGAUGAAAGGAGAGCAAAUACAAAGCAGUCGAUUUAGGAGAAUGCAUUUAUCAGAGUCCGAUUGGGUUGAGAGUGCUGUGAAUUACGGACUUGAUUCUGGUCUCACGCCGAAAUCGCAUCAGACACUACCGAAUACUAAGCGCAAUGGAAGUAAUUCAACUACUCAACCAUCCUAUUUAUUAUCUUCUUCAUCACCACACUUACAGAUAUUUCCAAACAAUCAGCAAGACACGUCUUCUCAAUCUCCAGAUCAAACUUCGUUCACUACUGUCACUUCGAUGUCAACUGAUGAAAACUUUCAAAAACAAGCAAAUGUCACUCAUGAAAGUCUUCAAUCAAAGCGAUCUAUUGCGAUCUCACGAACUAAAACGCCAUCGAAGAGUGUUUCAUUCAUCAACGAUUCGUUAACGAGACCAGCUAUUCAACAACCAACUUUACAGUCAAAUUUAUCUUUCGAAACAUUGGAAAUGAUUCCAACGAAAGAAGGAAUGUCUCUGUCAACACUCUCAUCGCUCUCGAAUGAACAGCCCUCGCGUUCACCUCACACUAUUCAAUUUGAGGAAAACGAAGUCAAUAAACUUUCCAACUCUGAUAACAUUUCGACAUUGUGUGAGUCUACUCGUGAAAUCGACGGGAUUUCUACUACAACUUCUUUCCAAUCCCAUCACAAAAAAGUGAUUCAAUACGAUGACUUCACGAUAACACCUUCUGCCAAAACUCGAUUGCUCUCCACACAACAGUUAAUGGAAGGCCAAUCAUUAGAAGAAAAUCCUCUGAUGCCGACUCAUUCUUCAAACGAUUGCAGUAGACACGAGACACAUCCGGAUGUAUCUCAUCUAAAACAUCAACCAACUGUGCGCCUAUCAUCUCCAUCGCCAUGUUUGGCUCUUUGGAAUAACAUUUCCCAUGACAAGCUCAUCAGGCAAUAUAAAAAUCGUCAUUUUACCUUAGCUAAACAAACACCAUCAAAUCAAAAAACAAAUCGAAAUUAUUAUAAUCAAAAUUAUCAUUCGUACACCACCUUGUUCACAUAUAUCACACGGCGACAAUAUUUUCAAGAGCAACAAGCUCUCAGUGAGCAUAUUCUUUAUGUUAAUCCAGCGAAAAACUUGUGUAAAAAGCGUCCGAACGAUUGA
This is a messenger RNA of Adineta ricciae, 1932 nucleotides long. Lineage: Eukaryota; Metazoa; Rotifera; Eurotatoria; Adinetida; Adinetidae. The record is from the annotation of a GenBank genome assembly.